Aspergillus candidus is the source of this 826-nucleotide messenger RNA. RefSeq lists its product as uncharacterized. The record is from RefSeq and is a predicted model, not a curated record. The coding region runs from base 322 to 609 and encodes 95 amino acids. The transcript has a single exon. Lineage: Eukaryota; Fungi; Ascomycota; Eurotiomycetes; Eurotiales; Aspergillaceae.
GUAUACUCUGCUAACAAGACAAUCAGUCCAAACAAAAUCCUCCGCUCCUUCCCACCGCUCGACGCUAAAGAGAUCAUCGCUUUGACGGUGUUGAUCGUCCGAAAGAUUCCGGAACCGCUGUUCGCGGAGCUGAUCGACCAUGCUAAAUAGUUGGCGAGACGUCAUACUCAUACCUUGAAUGGCUACGUGCAUCAUUGUGUGGAUAGACUAAAACUAAACUUAUGGUUUGUCUGGUUCGGUUCGGGUGAUUGCAUAGUUGGUUUUCUUUCUUGCGGCACUUUUUUUUUUAACUUUUUUUUGACAUGUAUUAUCUACUUCUGCAUGAUUACCCAUUGUUGUUCUGUUCUGCUUUGUUUUGUUCUGCUUGCUGUGUUUCACCUUGCUUUCCCUGAUCGUUCUAUCUGUUUGCUUUGUUCUACCUUUUUCUGUCUGCUGUCUGAUAAGGUUGUCUUUUUUUCUUUUCUUUUUUCAUAUUACCCAGUGGUCGGCGUUGCGAGUCCCUUGCCCUUUUUUGCCGUUACUUCCCCUUUGAUACUAUUGUUUUCUGAUUCACUUGUUUGUGUCACUGCCAGCGCUGUACUAUUUCCCCUUUCCCCUGGUUUCACUUGAUUUUUUUAACCCUUAUGCGAUAAGAUGAGAUGAGAUGAGACGACACAAGACAAAAAGGAUGCGAUGAGAUGCGAUGAAUGAGAAAAGACGGAUGAUACAGAUGAGGAGACGAUACAGAUGAUGAAGAUGAACUCCAUGAAUGACUGAACUGAAACCAGCCAGACUGCCUGGGAAAGAAAGACGAAAGACACGGGACUGUGCAUAGCAUGCGAAAAAA